CUUCACCGUGACGAUCGCCCGUUGAGUAUUUAUAUAAAGUUUGGGGAAAAAAGUUACGAAUCCCCGACAUUCCAGCUCACUUCGCUGAUUUUUAAAAACGAUGCUUUUUGCCGGCCGUUUAGUUUUCUAAUUAAUAAUCCACAUGUGCUAUUUAGCAUAAAAGUUGUGUCGCACGAACAGCAGCAAACCGAACGAAGCAGUACGCUUGUAAGCAAGAGAAAAGUGAAGAAGAUGGUUGUGGCUACUCUUCAAAUACCGGCAGCCGAGCUUUUUCUACACCAGCGCGAUUCUUCUAUGCUAGUUUUAGAAAACUAUUACACCAUGAAGCCUGAAGGCAGAAUGAAAGUCGGAAUAAGCUGCCAUUUCAACUACUCGCUUCUCUCACUGGCUGGCUAUGCCCAAGUGAGCGGACUCGGAUUGGAGGCUCCUGAGCGGAAGUUCAUACUUUUGUCCACUACCGGAAGUUACAUGCUCGCACAGCUUUUUGAUGGGCAUCGGCAGGGAGAAGAGGCGCUUGCAAGUAAAAAAACGGACACUAAAAAGGAAAAGAAACUAAAGAAGAAGGAAAAACACAACAAACAUAAAUUCGCAGAACAUAUUUCACUAAAAUUUGGACACCCGCACCGCUUGAAGAAAAAAUAUUAUCAAGAAGACGACAAGAAAAAUUUUUUGCUUAACAGAAUAUUCGUAACGGAUAAGAAUCCUCCAGUAGUCGAUAGGGAAACGCAAAUAGUUACUAUUUUUAGUAUGCAUGAAGAUUAUAAGAGUUAUAAAAAGUUUGAGUUGGAGUUUCUUCUGCAAGAAAUAAACGUUGGAAAGAAAUGGCACGAUAUUUUAGUGGAGAUGAGCAUUUCGACGAAUAAUCAUUACUGGAGUAAAAAAAGUUUGGAAGAUCUUGAAAAGUUAUUGGAAAAAGUUCGCGACGAGCAUGAGAAAAGCCAUUUAGACAAGGGCUUGUACUCUAUUAUUGUUGGUCAACUUCAUAAACAUAUAAAAGAAAGACAAGCAAGCUUGUCAUUAUCAAAAUUUGAGAAGAAAAAGAAAAGCAGACACGAAAAGGUAAACUUUUCGGAGUUAAUCGAAGACUCCUUAAAGCACUCUCCCCAAAAAGAGGAAGUAGAAAAUUAUUAUGAAAAUAUGAAUGCACUACUUUUUAUGCUUUCAAAAUUUUUUUGUUCGCAAGCUUGCCUUCAUGCUUUGCUUUGCUUCGGAGAACUUUAUGGAAUAAGUUUGUACUAUACGCUAACAAUUAUUAUUAAAAAGCUCAAAGGAAAGUUCAGUUUAGCAAAAAACUGUAAAGUUUCUGAAGACUUUCUUGAUUGGUUUGCUCUCUACCAACCAUCGCUUGAGCUGCUUUGUGAUAUGCACAGAACUACCAAUCAAAACGCUUCAGACUUUCAUAAUAAUUAUAUAAAAGAAAGAAGUCUUUGGCUGGCCACUCCAGAAGAACAGGAGUCCUGUCACGCAGCUGUCAAAGAAAUUUUUCAGCAAAUAGAAAAUCGAAUCUCCCAUUAUAAGAACUACUUCCCGUACGGUCGUGGAGGCAUCUCAGAGGCCAUCAGCAUGUACAGCUUAUCCCACGAAUUCCUCGUGGCUGCUGGAAUUUUUACCGACGAACUUAUAGAAAAACUAAAGGAAGCUUUAUUUACUUCUUGUCAGGAAAAAUACGUGCAGUUGAGAGGGACUAUUCGAGCUGAUAAAAGUGGCCGCAUGGAAGCGGUAGAACUCUUAAAUUUGUGCAACCUAAUAUUUUUGGAGCUUCGCGACGACAAGCAAUACUUCUCUGAACCAUUUUAUUCGUGUAUUGAUCUUCUUCUUCUUAACUUGAAGUGCUUCAUUCAGUCCUACUCGCUGGAACUUUUGGAAUAUCUUUCCUACAGCGACAAGAAAGAUCCGUGCUUAAUAGAAGUUUACUUGAAGCUGAAGGAAAUCGAAAAUGAAUUUUCUUACAUCGGAGAGGUCAACUUUGCUCCAAUCUUCAUCGAGUUUGAGCCAGUCAUCAAGCAGUGGAUGCUUAGAAGUUCGAACUUAGCAAAGGAAUGGAUCAUGCGCGCCGUGGCCAUCAACCAAUCAAGUACGUUCGAGGCCACCGACACGCUAACUAUCAAACACUCUUCCUCAGUGGUGGAUUUUUUCUGCUUUGCCAAUGAAACAUAUAAAAUUCUGCGGACUUUGGAUUGGAAAGAAACAGAAACACGUACAAAACUAGACUUGGAAAUGAUGGAGUUUGUGUGCAACUCUUCCCAGACGUACGCCUCCGAAGUUGUGAAUAAUAUUCGAGUUUACUUAAAUACUCAGAAUAAUGAUCUGCCAAAAGUGUUAAGGUUCUGGACUUUGGAGUACUUUUUUGCCCUAAACAACGUUUACGUGAUGAGCAGCGAAUCAGAGGCUCUCAUCAAGGCUCUUAUUGAUGAUUUGAUAUACAUCGAAACGGAGAUGAACAAAAAAGUUGCUCGUCGAGGCGCCCACGUGACUCUUUUGCCUGGGAUGAACAGUUUGGCCGCUCCCAGCAAAAAUAAGAACGACCCCCUGCAGGGCAGUGACGAUUACGCGGCGCUUUCAGAAUCCAAUAGGCGGGCGCUAAAGACGCUGCUCGACCAAUAUUACGCCUCUAUUGAAAAUAGUUUAAAAGUUUUAGUUAUCAACGUGAUCAGGACGAUGGACUCGACCAUAGAAAAAAACGUCUCUCGUCUGCUAAAAGGAGCGCUCUCCAUUGAGCUCGGUCCAGACACUCCCGAGGAGAGCUUCCGCGACGUUUCUCAGUCGUUCAUUGGACCGCUUUUUGACUUUCUGGACGACCGUUUGCUCUUGCUCUCCACUAAUCUCUAUGAUGCUAUAUUCAAAAAAAUUCUAUUGACUUUGUGGAAGCGAAUAGCAUUGAUAGGCUGCGCUUUUACUUGUCCUGAUUAUUCUCAACGCAAAGAACGCUGCAUUGAUUCGUUCAUUGGAAACUCAUGCUACUCAUUGGUGCUUGACACACUCGAAUGCAUAAAAAACUAUUUUUAUGCUGGCGGAAUCGGCUUGAGUCAAGAGCAACUGGAAUGCGAGGAGUAUUACAAUUUGCUCAACAUCUUAAAGUUCUGCGCGACAACAACUGAAGAUCUGAUCAGCAUUUAUGAGCUUAAAAAGAGCGAACUUGCUCUUCAGGUUUUGAAGAACAGAGUAAAGUGUGAAGCUGCCAUGAAGUUUCUCGAAAAAGAAGACGGCGUCCGUUAUGAUUAUGAGAGCCAUCCGCGAUAUGAAUUCUUCCGCUAAUCCGUAGCAGAAUAAGAAA
This is a messenger RNA of Zophobas morio, 3274 nucleotides long. RefSeq lists its product as uncharacterized. The coding region runs from base 232 to 3255 and encodes 1007 amino acids. Gene Ontology annotation, cellular component: secretory vesicle. The record is from RefSeq and is a predicted model, not a curated record. The transcript is spliced from 36 exons. NCBI's taxonomy places the organism in Eukaryota, Metazoa, Arthropoda, Insecta, Coleoptera, Tenebrionidae.